CGGCUGCAGGGUGGCCGCGCCGCGAGUCCUCCAUCGGGGUCUGGCCAUGGAGGCAGAGCCGCCGCUGUACCCGGUGGCGGGGGCCGCAGGGCCGCAGGGCGAUGAGGACGGGUUCGGGGCCCCCGACGGGCCCGACGCCCCGCUGGACGAGCUGGUGGGCGCGUACCCCAACUACAACGAGGAGGAGGAGGAGCGCCGCUACUACCGCCGCAAGCGCCUCGGCGUCCUCAAGAACGUGCUGGCGGCCAGCGCGGGCGGCACGCUCACCUAUGGCGUCUACCUGGCUUGGUUGCACCCAGAGCCGGGCCGCUCCCUCCAUGGCGCCCAUGUCCCCAGGCCUCCUGCAAAUGCAGCUGAUCCUGCACUAUGAUGAGACCUACCGCGAGGUGAAGUACGGAAACAUGGGACUGCCCGACAUCGACAGCAAGAUGCUCACGGGUAUCAACGCGACUCCCAUCGCCGCCCUGCUCUACACGCCUGUGCUCAUCAGGUUUUUUGGCACCAAAUGGAUGAUGUUCCUGGCUGUGGGUGUCUAUGCCCUCUUUGUCUCCACCAACUACUGGGAGCGUUACUACACACUUGUGCCCUCUGCUGUGGCCCUGGGCCUGGCCAUUGUGCCUCUUUGGGCCUCCCUGGGUAACUACAUCACUAGGAUGGCACAGAAGUACUACGAGUAUUCCCACUACAAGGAGCAGGAUGAGCACGGGCCUCAGCAGCGCCCGCCACGGGGUUCGCACGCUCCCUAUCUCCUGGUCUUCCAAGUCAUCUUCUAUAGCUUCUUCCAUUUGAGCUUCGCCUGUGCCCAGCUACCUAUGAUUUACUUCCUGAACUCCUACCUGUAUGACCUGAACCACACGCUGUACAACGUGCAGAGCUGCGGCACUGAAAGCCACGGCAUCCUGAACGGCUUCAACAAGACGGUUCUGCGGACCCUACCGCGGAGCAGAAACCUCAUUGUGGUGGAGAGCGUGCUCAUGGCGGUGGCCUUCCUAGCCAUGCUGCUGGUGCUGGGCCUGUGCGGUGCGGCUUACCGACCCACGGAGGAGAUCGACCUGCGCAGUGUGGGCUGGGGCAACAUCUUCCAGCUGCCUUUCAAGCACGUGCGUGACUUCCGCCUGCGCCACCUCGUGCCCUUCUUUAUCUACAGCGGCUUUGAGGUGCUGUUUGCCUGCACUGGUCUCGCCCUGGGCUAUGGCGUGUGCUCAGUGGGGCUGGAGCGGCUGGCUUACCUCCUCAUAGCUUACGGCCUGGGUGCCUCUGCAGCCUCCAUCCUGGGUCUGCUGGGGCUGUGGCUGCCACGUUCAGUGCCCCUGGUGGCUGGGGCAGGGUUGCACCUGCUGCUCACCCUCAGCCUCUUUUUCUGGGCCCCUGCACCUCGGGUCCUGCAGCACAGCUGGAUCCUCUAUGUAGCAGCUGCCCUCUGGGGUGUAGGCAGUGCCCUCAACAAAACCGGACUCAGCACACUCCUAGGAAUCCUAUAUGAAGACAAGGAGAGGCAGGACUUCAUCUUCACCAUCUACCACUGGUGGCAGGCCGUGGCCAUCUUUGCUGUGUACCUGGGUUCCAGCCUGCCCAUGAAGGCGAAGCUGGUGGUGUUGAUGGUGACUCUGGUGGCGGCGGCGGUCUCGUACCUGUGGAUGGAGCAGAAGUUACGGCAGGGGGUGGCCCCUCGCCAGCCACGCAUUCCACGGCCACAGCACAAAGUGCGUGGCUACCGCUACCUGGAAGAGGACAACUCGGACGAGAGCGAUGCGGAGGGCGAGCGUCCCGGAGGCCGGGGGGACUGCGCGGAGGAGGCGCCACCCGCGGGACCUUGCCCGGGCCCAGAGCCAGCCGGCCCCUGCCGCAGGCCCUGCCCCUACGAACAAGCACAGGGCGGUGACGGGCCGGAGGAGCAGUGAGGGACCCCCCCAUCCAGAGGCCGGCCUGCUUCCCUGCUUGCUGGCCAUCUGCAGGAAGGACCCUGUGUCCCCUCCUCUUUGUUCGGGAACGCCCCUCUCAGAGACCAGGGUCACCUAGAACUCCGCAGCCCCCUCCGCGGAGAGGUGGAGCUCCAUCCAGGACCCCUGCCCUUGCCCAAGGCCCAAACCCGGACAGAGACGACCCCUCCCUGCUCACCACACCCGCAGGGCCACCUCGGCCCUCUCGGUAUGGCACCUACCGCUUAUGAUGCGGGGGGCCUUUGGCGCUUAGCACUUCCUACCCCCAGGACCCACCCAAAGGCACAACUUUUUAUAGAAAAUGAGCAAUAA
This is a messenger RNA of Castor canadensis (American beaver), 2252 nucleotides long. Lineage: Eukaryota; Metazoa; Chordata; Mammalia; Rodentia; Castoridae. The record is from RefSeq and is a predicted model, not a curated record.